This is a messenger RNA of Penicillium cosmopolitanum, 1209 nucleotides long. RefSeq lists its product as uncharacterized. The transcript has a single exon. The coding region runs from base 1 to 1209 and encodes 402 amino acids. Lineage: Eukaryota; Fungi; Ascomycota; Eurotiomycetes; Eurotiales; Aspergillaceae. The record is from RefSeq and is a predicted model, not a curated record.
AUGGACGGUCAAAUGGAUCUCCGAAAGCAUUAUUGUCUGGACGAUCUGGAAAGGCCUACCGCGAUAUCUGCAUCCUCAACACCAUUUUCGAUUGAGGACAUCCGGACAUGUGCCACAUGUCGCGGGUCAUUGAGAGGACUUUCUCGCUAUGGAAGACUCGUGAGACGUGCAUUGCUCGAUGAAGCAACAAAGAAGCUGAUUUUGUAUGUGAACCAACGGUACAUACCACUUGCCCAGGAGCUACCCCGUGUACUCUAUGAGCUACAGAACCGCAAUGGAUUCGAGGCACUAGCUGCGGCGGUGUUCCGGGGUAAUAUACAAGUCAGGCUUGAAGGACCCCCUGCGCAUCCAGUCGAACUGAUGAGCUAUCGGAUCAAGAAAACAUCCAAAGUCCAUUGGAGCGGCAUUCUGGCUCUUCGCUGCAGGUUAAAAGAGUAUCAAGAGAGGGUGAAGCUGGAAGAGCAGCCAUUCAUCCAGGUCCGCAAUAUGGUCGAAAAUGCACGUCGACGUAAAACGACUUCUAGCCAGUUCGGCUUUCAUGAAAGCGUACUCCAGACUAAAGGACAACUUCAAGCCGCUGCGCUGCUGCUCCGCCUAGACUUGGCUCUUCUGGGGGAUUUCAUCUCCAUGAAAAGUCGUGUACACUCUGUUCAGGAUCAGAGUGACUUGUUUGUCAACCUGAAAGAGAACAAAAAGGAAAGUCGGCUCCUGAUAAGCGACUCAAUAGCUUCGCAUCGCAUCAUGCAACAGGCCGAAGGACAUAUUUUCCUUGCACAGCUUUACGCCUUGGAGCUACAAACCUCGAAACAGUCAUCGCACGCUGAAGACUUACGCGAAAAAGCUAGAAACGCUCUCGAAGAGUCGGAAAGGUUUUGCAACAUGCAUCCUAGCCAGACACGUGGUCUAAGCCAGGAAAUUGAAGGUACCAGGUCUAUGCUCAACGGUGCAACACAUUACGCGCCAGUGACCAACGAAGAACGCAUGGCAGUCUUGAAUGCCAUGGCAAGUGAGUUUCGGGGAACGGGGCAUUGGUACUAUUGCGAGAAUGGGCAUCCGUUUACAAUCGGCGAGUGCGGGGGAGCUAUGGAGUUAUCGAGAUGCCCCGAUUGUGGAUCAGCCGUAGGCGGUCGAAAUCAUCGAACUGCCGGCGGAGUGACCCCAGCUCGCGACUUAGAGCAAGCAUUUGGGCAGAUGCAUAUUGGCCCCUGA